UUUUUAAUAUAUAUAUUUUUUGACUCAGGAUAAAACACGAUUUCAUUAUCUGGUGCAUGCGCUGCACGAUUUUCCUUCUAAUCUUACAAGUAUUUCCAUAGCUAUUAAAAAUUCACAAUCAUCAAUUUUCAGAACUAUUUAUAAGAAGUUUGUGACUUGUAUAUGGUUUCACGGAUCCUUCGUGAGGCUCCGAUAAAUUAUUUUAUGCUUUUUAGUCCGUUUUAAUUAAUAAUAAAAUAACAAUAGGGAAGCCGAGACACCGUGUAUUUUCAUUAAAAAACUUCUAUCUAUUAAUGUAAAACCCUAUGAUGACUGUUCAGAAUGCUCACAUGUUCUGGUGGCUUUAUUACGUAAAUCCAACAGUUAAGUCAGAAAAUUCAAAUGUCUUCGAUAAGCCUCUGAUUAUUUGGUUGCAAGGAGGUCCUGGCGAAUCAGGUACUGGCUACAAAAAUUUAAAUGAAUUUGGACCACUUGACACUAAUCUCAAACAACGCAAUUAUACAUGGGUCAAUGAUUACAAUGUUUUAUUUAUUGACAAUCCCGUGAACGUUGGUUUCAGUUAUGUCGAUAACGACUCAGCGAUGGCACCAAACAUGAAGCAAGUAGUUCACGAUCUUGUAGCAUUAAUGAAAGGAUUUCUUAAAACAAUUCCUUCAUUUAUGAAUGUUCCUACUUACAUCGUAGGCGAAUCUUUCGGAGGGAAUAUGGCUGUUGAAUUCGCUUUUCGUUGGUUUAAAGUAUUAAUCAUAUUACUAUUUUUCCAUGUAAUAAUAUUGUCAUUACCAAACUUAUUUUAUUUUUAAUAUAAGGCUCAACAAAAUAGAACUAUUAAAAGUAAAUUAAAAGGAAUAGCUCUAGAUGACUUACCAAUAUGUAUUAAAGAAAUAGUUAAAUCUACACCUACAUAUUUAUUAAAUAUGGUAAAAAAUUUUAAUAUUUUUAUUAUUAUUUUAUAAAUAGUAAUAGUGUAUUGUGUGACAAAGGAUGAAACAACAAUGUAAGUGACCUAGCGGAUCUGAAUUACGGUAAAUUACGGCAAUACUACGGUACUAUAUGGCAAAAGUGCGGCACUUUACCGUAAAAGGCUGUACUUUACGGUAAAUAUCGUAUUGCACGAUAAUCUCUAGUAAGUAUUCUAAAUAUCGUAAGUUACGAUGCUUUACUAAAUUUUCAGUAAAUUACAGUAUUCUGCGGUAAAAUACGGUAAUUUACCAUGAUUUGAAUCCACUAGGGUGCAGGUCAGAAUGAAGUUGCCUGCUUGAGAUAAAGGCGAAGGCUAACAUCACCCGUGCCUGAAUUUAUGUUUCAUUUUGUGUCACUUUCUAUAUUUUUCAUAGAAACUUUGAGCUUCAAUGCUUUAGGCCACUCGAAACAUGUUAAUUUCAAGUUAAUGAUGUAAGAAGCUGUUAACGUAUGUUUAAAUUAUAAAUUGCACACCUCGAAUGCGAAGCAGAGAGGUAGUGCUUGAUCGUCGCCAAACUUAAACACCGGGUUGUUGUCAACUUUAAAUCAUUUCCAUAAAUUUUAUACGGCACUUAAAUAAGAAAAAAAUGAGCUAAUGUCAAGAGGACAUUCUAAUAAACAAUGUCAAUAUUAUUCAGUCUUCCUGUUUAGUAUAAGGUAAAAGCACCAAUUAUUGACACCCUAUCUCAUUUAAAGACGUAUUUAAUUACUUACUAUAUUCAUAAUAAUCGUAUACAUUUUUAAACAAUCUUUAUAAUUAAAAAAAUGAAAAAAAAAAUCAAUUUCAAUGAAAAAUAUCAAAUAUUUAUUAAUAAAAAAAAUUAGAUUUAUUCGUGUCUAUCAAAACAGCUCGUGAGCGUCAAUUUUCUUAACUAUUCCGGUUAGAAAAUCAGUCUU
Messenger RNA from Microplitis demolitor, 1860 nucleotides. RefSeq names its product retinoid-inducible serine carboxypeptidase. Lineage: Eukaryota; Metazoa; Arthropoda; Insecta; Hymenoptera; Braconidae. The record is from RefSeq and is a predicted model, not a curated record. Gene Ontology annotation, biological process: proteolysis. The coding region runs from base 306 to 803 and encodes 165 amino acids. Gene Ontology annotation, molecular function: serine-type carboxypeptidase activity. The transcript has a single exon.